CGUCCUUCGUCGCGAUGGUCGAUCGGCUGCGGCGGCCGACCAAGCGACCACGCGCCGCCAGGGCGCGCGCUUGAAGCACGAGUCGCUUCUGCUGGCCGGGGCGCCGGGCGGCAGGGAGGGCUCGGGUGGGGGCCCCGCCGGACCUGGGGCACCACAAGGACGCGGCCCAGAUGUCCGCCCUGAGGCCGUGGCUGCGCACGGGGCUGGACCGGAGCCUCGGCCCGUGGAUGGACAGCGCUGCUGGAGGCGGCUCGGCCGGCCUGGCCCUCAGCUCCUCGAGCUUCCUGGCGGGCAGAGGCAGGGGCCUGAACGACGACUCCCGGGGCAGCAGGAUGACGCUCCGCGACACUGUGCAGAAGCUGAACAGGCGCGUCAGCCAAGACUGGGAGGGCACGACGGUGUCUGUCGCCGCCACGGACCAGGACGUCCUGCAGGUCGCCUUCCACCUGGGCACCGUGGAUGCCGAGCACGGCGUCCACGCCUACAUGCACGUCCUGUCCAAAGACACCGCCGUGCUCGGCCAGCUCGGGCUCCGCAAGGCCAGCCAAAGCUGGGGCGUGCGGCGGGACUUCCCCUCGCGCGUCCCGCGGGAGGAGACAGACGUCGACUCGUGGCUCCUGUUCUCGUUCGUACCGAAGUGGGUGGCCACCCGCCCCGCCGACGCGCUCCACGUCGUGCGCCCGCGCACGGGCGGCUCCCCGUCCCGCACGAGCCCGGCUGGGACGAG
Messenger RNA from Prorocentrum cordatum, 727 nucleotides. The record is from the annotation of a GenBank genome assembly. Lineage: Eukaryota; Dinophyceae; Prorocentrales; Prorocentraceae.